This is a messenger RNA of Cladophialophora psammophila CBS 110553, 357 nucleotides long. RefSeq lists its product as uncharacterized. Bases 1 to 357 code for a protein of 118 amino acids. Lineage: Eukaryota; Fungi; Ascomycota; Eurotiomycetes; Chaetothyriales; Herpotrichiellaceae. The transcript is spliced from 2 exons. The record is from RefSeq and is a predicted model, not a curated record.
AUGACGAACAGUAUCCUGAUCCCAACACCGCAUUUCCAUAUCGACCUCGCCGCCCUCGAUGCGCUCCACCCGGUUCACUACAGCCGCCGCCUUCUCAUCUUUCGCUGUGCUUCCCUCGCUCAGCGAGAUGCUCAACUAGCCGCCUUGAGGGUGGGUUUACAAGCCCUGGGGUUGCGUUGUGCCAUUUCAGGUGGUGUCGUCACGCCUCUACCGUCUGCAGAGAUCGAUACCACCAAUGCCAAUCCCGACUGGCGCACAAUUCUCCCUGGCCAUGGCAUUGAACUGGUGGUAAAAGACCUGCGGGCUACAUUGCCUUCUUUAGAAGAGCUUGAAACCUCCGGGUUCCCGGUUGCCUGA